CAUUCGUUUGAUAAUCAAUAACAAUUUCAUAAGAUAGCAAACAAGAGUUACUUAUUACUGUACGUAAUUGUCAAGACCAUUUCAUACGUCUGAGGACUUUAUUCGUUACGAGUAACAGCUCCACAAUGAACAACUCAAUCGAAAGCAACUCAACCGCCAAACAUAACUUCGAUGAAUUGGAGAGUGUUUUUAGAUUUAUGGUCUUUCUGAUUCCAUUUGGUCUAAUUAUUCUUGGAAUGAAUGCAGUUGCUUUGAGGGUGUUCCUUCGUGAACGGUUUCGAUCCAAAAAGUCGAGUUAUUUGAUUGUUAACCUUACCAUUGCAGAUUCCUUAGUGGGGCUUACGAGUGUACUUCUUUGUGUUUGUUUGAUAAACUUAAUCAAAGGAAGCGAAGGAAGGUUAGAACUUGACAUUUUGAGAGGACUGUUAUUUACAAUACGACUUUCCGCUAUCGCUUCUUUGCUUUCACUUUCGGCCAUAGCAGUAGAGAGACUGAUUGCUGUCAAGUACCCUUUCAAACUCCGUUUAGCUUCAUCRCGACACUACUUCGGCGCCAUCUUUGUCGUUUGGAUUUUGGCUGCUCCUACUCCCGUCAUUUGGAUGUUGGAGCGUGAGAGAAUCAUCCUUAACAAUGGAUCCCGAAUUUUUAAUCAAAUAACCGAAGGAAUAUCUCUUGCAAUCAUCGCAUUAUGCUACCUAUGCAUCUGGAUAAAGAUGGCAUUUUUCCCCGAGUUCAAUAUCGAUAUCCAGACAAACAAUUGUCGGACUGUUAAAGAAAAUAAAAAACUUACAAUAACAUUGUUUAUUAUCACAGUCAUCUCGAUCAUAACAUGGGCUCCAAAUGGUAUCAAAGAUUUAUUGCUUUCAGAUGAAACACAACAGCAACAAAUGACACUGAAAGAUCUGCUGUUCCUACUGCCUGUUCUYAGCAAUUCCAUCUUCAAUGUCAUUGUCUAUGCAUUUCGAAUGCCUGACUUUCGCAGAGAAUUGAAAAAAGUUUUUCCUGUUGGCCGAAAUGAUUGAAUUUGCUACRCUAUGCACAAUUUCACUUGUCGGCUUCGAUCGGUUUUCUUGAAUCAUGGCUUUUUUCCACAUUUUUCCGCAAACGUUAAACGAAAACUGUGCGUGCUUAGCGCCCCUUGACAGAACCCUAUGAAGUUUUUCCUAUAUUUGCUCUUUAAACAGUAGUAUUAAUUUAAAUAUCAAUACCGAUUUCUGACCACCAAGGUGGAUUUAUUAAUUAAAAUUUCCCGAACUACGAUUUAUUAUUGAUUUUUUGUUUGGCCUUUUCCUUUUGUCCAUCCUUUGUUUAUAGUGCAAAMCAUGGAUGCUCAUUAUUCCAUGUUUUCUAAAAAUUAAUUUUGUUGAGCAAACAUGACAUCUUGUUGUUUGGAAUUCUUUGGGUGUAUUUAAAGAUGUCUUCCCCGAUGAACUUUACCUUUUUCCACUCCAAAGUCGUUUGAGUUAUUAAAGGGAUAGAAAAGGCUUGGAAAUUAAGGCUUCUGUCAUGGAUUAUCCUUUCAGAAACUCGAACCCAGAGU
Messenger RNA from Exaiptasia diaphana, 1540 nucleotides. Its product is annotated as melatonin receptor type 1A-like. Gene Ontology annotation, biological process: G protein-coupled receptor signaling pathway. Bases 126 to 1022 code for a protein of 298 amino acids. The record is from RefSeq and is a predicted model, not a curated record. Gene Ontology annotation, cellular component: membrane. NCBI's taxonomy places the organism in Eukaryota, Metazoa, Cnidaria, Anthozoa, Actiniaria, Aiptasiidae. Gene Ontology annotation, molecular function: G protein-coupled receptor activity. The transcript has a single exon.